Messenger RNA from Porites lobata, 31042 nucleotides. NCBI's taxonomy places the organism in Eukaryota, Metazoa, Cnidaria, Anthozoa, Scleractinia, Poritidae. The record is from the annotation of a GenBank genome assembly.
AAAUUUCCAACCCUCUUCGUCGUUCUCUUUUUCAGCCAUAUUUAUAUUUCUUCUCUAUCGAAACACAAACUGCGAGAGAAAACAGAACUAGACCUUUCUAAAUGUUCUAGACGUUUCAUUUUCUCUUUGAGGACAUCAUGCCAGCCAUUCACAUCGCGGUUCACCCUUUACCAAGAACAGUAGAAGAACUACAUGAAAGGUUAGAUAAUGUGCGCUUCUUUUCGCAAACAAAGCGUUGGACUUUGCGAAGCAAAGAAUCAAAACCGGAAUUAAAUGUUAUCUAAAACACAUUAUCUGCUUUUUUUUUAGGCUAAAGGAGGUUUCAGAAUUAAAAGAAAAGCCUAGUUACCUCAGGUAAAGUUGAAAAAUAGGAUUUUCUCUUAUUCGAAUUGUUGUACAAACUCCAGUGGGAAGGUGUAUUAAAUUAAUGAAGCUGGCUUAUAUUUGUAUUCAUUUAUAUUUUUCUUUCUCUUACAAGCGAUCACGGAAUAAGGUUUUGAAUUCGGUCAAUGUAAUUUGUGUUUAUACAGCCCUUCACUAGACUUGAACUUACGCGAGGUUUCGUUCAAGUGCAGUUAGCUUUCGCACAUGUGCAUGGCUUUUUGAUAUAGAAUGAAACUUACACGAUGUCCUGAAACAUGAACGAGGCGAGGACUUUGAGCUUAGAACUUGUUAUCUUUAAAAUCUCAAUAACGGACCAUUAAAUGAGAGGUUCAUUGAUGCUGAGACGUUUUGUGCUUAACAUAUUUCUUGCCCAUAUGUGUACUACUUAAACUAGCAAGCCUUCAUUGGUUUACUGGUUCAGCAAAUAGCUGACAAUCGCUGUGUUUUUGUUAUGUUUAGUUCUCCUGUACUUGAGGCGCUAAAAGAUCAAGUUAUAAAGGAAUGUGUUGUAGGACCCAGGCACGUGGCCUUUCUGUUGGAGGUAUGAAUGUUUGCAGAUUUGUCCAAUGUAGUAUGAGCUGUGCUCCACAAAAUAGUAAAAUGAGCCCUAACAAAAACCACAGUAACAAACAGUCUUCAUUUGCCAAAGUUGCAUAUUGAAAAUUGGGGAGUGGAGGUAAAUAUACGCUUGAUGAUAUCAUGAAUGAUUUUUCCAUUUCUUGGUACCUUGAGAAAACAAGGGCUAUGUUGUAUACUACUUUAAGAUGAAUUAGUUUUUUCUGUAGUUACAUAAAUUUCAUGGAUUGUAAUUUAUAAGUUGUCUGGUAUCAGGACAAUUUUCCGUGGAUAGAUAGUAAUUGUCUAGAAUUUGGGGGUUAGUCUGAGUAGUCCAGGGUGAAUUGUCUGGGAGGCAAGUUGUCUAACAUUCAGUUAUCUACAUGCACAACAUACUGUAGAUCUGUUGGAGAGGAAAUAUUGGUUUUGUCCUCUUUUUGAUGUAAGUACUUUUCAUUGUAGAAUGGACAAGUGUGUCGAGUGCCAUUUACCCUCCAUCCAGAGAGGCUAGAAUCAUCAUCCAGAGAUUUAUCUACUCCGUAAGUGUUUAAAAUAUUAAAUUAAUUCAAAAAAGGGUAAUGCUCUUUGAAGGAAAUUCAAUUGACCAAGAUUGAAUGGUUUAGGCAUAAUUUUAAUAAGGCUACUAGGCUGCAAGAUGUUUUGGUCCUACCAGUGUGACCCAAUGCGGUACGCUCUGCUGAGGAAAUAGGUUGGGCUCUAGUCAUGCUUUGAAGUCGAACAUCACAGACAGCACAGCGGUGUUCCCCUUAAAUGCCAACAUGGAGAGUUUUCUUUCUUUGCGUUUUAAUUUAAUAUAGUAUAGGUUUUGCGUAAUCAAUUUACGUUAACACAGCAGUGGCAACAUUAAGCUAUUGUACUUUGGUCAUCAUCAGUUCUUUGAGGUUACUUAUUUGAGGGAAUGUGCACUUAAAAAGUUAUUGCAGGGAGGGAUAUCUCAGUUAGUACAAGCAUUAAUGACAUAUCAACAAUUUUUUUUGUCUUUAUAAUAUUGUAGAGAAGAAGAUAACACAAACACUGCUGCCCGAUCUGCAUCUCAUGUGGUUUUACAUUCUGGUAUGUCUUUUAAGAAAUAUCUUUAAGUGGUUAGGUUAGUAAGGAUUAAAGAUAAAUUUUGCAAUUAAGAAUCAACAGCAAAAUUGAACAAAAUUCUGAUGUGCUUGCGAUCCCAUAGAGGCACAAAACUUGUGGUUUUCUGCUGGCUGAGGAAUGAAAGAAGCGGAAAACAUUUUUCUCACACACGGCUGGGGGUGUGGGUUUGAGUGUGCAGGGGGGUCUUCAGGUCACAUUGCAUUUCAGAGUUCAGUUGUUUUUGUUACCUUCCACCAUUGCCUGACCUUCCCCACCCACCCACCCCCCAUGUGUUUUUUGAGUUUUUGUAGGAUUUUAGGUAAUGCCUUAGUUCUGGUUAGUCUUGUGUGUUAAUCUUUAUCUAGGUUCAGUUUGUUAGCUCUCUUUUGGUGCUGUAACACUAAUGAUUUGUAGCGUUGAUAUGAUAAAGGUUGGGCUACAUGGUCAGCUUGGCAUGGCUCCCAGUUGUGUGUGAGAAAUUUUUGGUUAUUAAUAACUUAGAUACAGGAUUAGCAAAUCUUUGUAUACAGUGUAUGUUGUGGUUUAUGCUGUAGGUGUAAAGUUAUGGACGUAUAGUAAUUUUACACAAUCAGUAAAAGGACAGUUGCAAUGAAGGCUGGCUUCAGUUGUUAUUUUAUAAAAUUUUCUGGAGUGUAAAAGGUAAUGAGAAGAGUUUAGAAAAUUGUGUUAAAUGAUUUGCUUUCAUUUUGUUUACUAGUGGGUGGAGGAUCACGUGGCCAAGGUGAAAGCUCAUGGGUUCUUUCAAACAGCGGAGAGACCCUAAGUGGCUUAACAGGGCACCCAGUCAUUAGGUAUUACUAAAAUUAAUAUCUUCAAAAUGAAAGAAAGGGACAAAUUUUCACUAUCAAGUGACAGUUGGUUGCAGACUUUUUGCAUUACACUGUAUAUUGUUAAGAGCGCCUGGUGACCAGUAAGGACAUUUUGCUUGAAUUCUUAGUGACCCAGGCAUUAAUAAAAUGGCCUUAUUUAAUAUACCAAAACUGUUGUCAAUCUGAUGUAACUUUUAAAACAGAGCAAAAAGUACCCUUUUAACCCUGUAUAAAUUAUUAUUAUACGUAGGGUUAAAAAUAUGUGGAUAUACUGUGGCAUAAUCUUGAUAAAAUCUCUUUGAACUCUUUUGUAUUGUGGUCACAUAUGGCAGUUGCAAGUUGUGGUAAUCAAAAAUCACCUUUUAGACACCCUAACCAGUUUGCAGGAUCUCAGUUGCAUGUACAGUGUAAACCUGAUUAAAUAAUGUGAGAGAUGUUACGAGAAGAUGUAUUUCCAACUUCCUUUUAGUUCUAAUUAGCAGAAGAAUCCCCUACCAAAUACUUAAUACCUUCUACUGUAACAAAGUUGAUGUAUCAGGAAAAUGCAACAUUACAGAGUAUGGAGAAAUAUUUUCUUUUUUGGAUUUUAGCCGUUGGGGAUCUGCUCCAUCAGCCAUGUCAUUGCGAACUUCAGCUCGUACUCCAGUUCGUGGACGUGGGCGUGUUGUUAGAAGGGGUGCAAGAGGUGGCACAUCAGGAUGGGCCAUAGGCUCCCGCGUUGUACCUGCAACAGCUGUUCCUGAGGAACUUGUCAAUCAAGUCAGUGUUUUUUAAUCAUGUUCUGAAACCUUUUUUCUUUUGCUUUGUAUAAAGGUGGUCAGUACAUUUUGCUGUAUUGACCUUCCAUUAUUUUGUUUUAUUUUUAAAGGCUCAAGUUGUUCUUCAAGGCAAAUCAAGAGCUGCUAUUAUAAGAGAACUCCAGAGAACUGUGGGUUUCUAAAUACUAUCAUUUUACCACUAAAUCUUGCAAAAUUUGUUAUACACCAUUUAUUACCUGGUGUUUUUUAUUAUUUAUUGCUUUAUUGAAUUGAAUGUUGAGUUAAGCAAAGUAGAGUACAUCUUUAUUUUGUGAACCAUAUUGAUCACUUUUAUUGUGUAAUGAAAUACACCACUGUGCUUAAACAUUUUAUAAAAUGAUUAUCAACUGCUGAGAAUCUAUAGUGUAGGAAAGCUCAAAAUAGCUGAAAAAAGAAUAUAUAUUUCAAGUUUAGAUCCUGUCCACAGCAUUGUCCAUACAUGUUAAAGCAAUCCUAGUAUUUAUCACACAUAUAGACUAGGCCAAACCAACUAUUAACCUGUUUUCUUAGUACUGUAUUAGGUAUUGAAAUAAAUAUAAUGUUACUCAUCAGUUUUGGAUAUUUUUAUUUCAAAGAAUCUAGAUGUAAAUUUGGCAGUCAACAAUCUUCUUAGUCGAGAUGAAGAUGAUGGGGAUGAUGAUGACAACCCAGAGUAUUUACCUGGAGGUGAGUCGCCUGCAGCAGUCUCACAUUUAUUUAAUUAAAAAUUACUUACAUCAUUAAGUACAAUGCUUCAUGUGUGUUGUUAUAGAUGAUCUGAUGUCCCUGCUGGAUGCAGGCGUGCACGUGGAUGACCCAUCAUUUGUUGUGGAUCCUGAAGCAAUCUUUUCUGAGGAUAUGUUCUAUAGUUCACAGUAUGGUGCAAUUCACAGGCGUGCUAACAGCAGUGCUCGAGCAUCAAGAACUGCUGUUGAGAGGGAAGUGGAACGUGAUCGCGAGAGGACUAGGGAAAGAGAGGCCCUGAGACGCGAGAGGGAUCGAUGGUUGGGAAGCAUACAUGCAGGGAGUUUAGACUGUGGGUCUUCAAGCAGUGCUUCCAAGCAAUCAUUACAAGAUAAACUUCCUUCUAAAAGUUUCUCUGCAGAUCCUGUGAGUGUUGCAGAUCUUCUUCAGUGGUGGCAGCCAGAUUUGGUAGGUACAUGUAAUGUCCUCUUCUGCCAUGUCAUUUCUCUAACAGCAUUUGUAAGCGACUUAAGGGGAAUAUACGUACAGUUUAGUUAGGGAGUAUUGUGGUGUGUUUCACCUGUAAUUGUUGGUAGUAAAUGGUUUGAACAUCAUCAUUUAUCAUUCUAACACUUUGGUUUUGAAGUCUAGACCAUUAUUUUGUGCUCAUUGUUUGGAUAACUUGUCUGUGAAUCAUUUGAUUGAAACUUUCAUCUCUCAUGCCUAGGUCUUAGAAACACACAGUUAAACUGAUCACGAGUGAUAUCACUAGCUCAUUUUCACUUUAGAGUGAUCCCUUAACAAAAUGGGAAACAUCACUCGAAUAGUUGAUAUUAUUACCUUGUUUAAGGCCAAAUUUUACUUGUAACCACAAAAGCAGUGCCUAAAAUUAACAGCAUCCUACAUGUACCAUUACUAACAGUUGUAUGGGUUCUAAAUAUUCUGAUAAAUAUUAUUAAAUCUAUUUUUGGCAGGAUGGCAACUUUCCACAGUUUCUUCAUAUUGCUGCCAUGUACUCAGAGCUGAUCUGUGUUGGGGCUGAUGGUAAACUAUAUCAGUGGAAAUGGGAUGAUCCUCUGCCAUAUCAAGAACAGGACGGAGCAUAUCAUCCCAGGGCCAAAGCACUUGGACUUGUAGAUGAGAAGGUAGUAUCAGUAUCAGCCUCAUCCAUAAGAGCAUCAGUCCUUACAGAAUCUGGCAAGGUAUUGAGUUUUAAUAUUUGUUAACAUUAUCCAGGGAUCUCUGUGAGAAAAGUUAGGCAGGCAUACUGAAAUCUAGCCCUCUCAACACUCAAUUGCACCUUUCAAAUUACCCUACAUCUUUGUUGUAGUAAAAUUGAAACCAGUGAUAUAACUAGCCUGUGAACGGCAGACAUUUCUCCUUGUUCCUCACAGCCGAGUGACGUUUUUCAAGGAGGAACGUCUGCGACUCAGUGACAGAAAUUCCAUUCUGAUGACAUAAAUCAGUGUUUACAUAAUAAAUCCAGUAGGCAUGGGGUUCCAAAUGCAAAUUUGUUGGUCAAUUUUGGUAAAGUGUUGUGUUUAUCUGCAAAUGAGCUCCAGGAAAACUCAAAUGCUUCUUCUAGUGAAGAUUGUAUUCCACAAAUAUAUUAUUGACUGUUUUGUUAGAUUCAUUGCGUUUACAUUUGACCUUUGCGGCCUUUUGUCUUUUGUCUGUCAUUCAUAAACAAUAGCUAAAACUAUGAAACUACUCUGUCAACUAAUUUGUGCCUCUGACCGGAUUCCGGACAGAUUUUGCUAUGGAAUUUCUGUGGCUGAAUCAGAGACGUUCCUCCUCGCGAAACAUCCCUCAAUGGUGAGGAGCGAGGAAAAAUGUCUGCCUUUUGCAGGCUAUGAUAUAAUCUGUUUCAGCUGCUUAAAUCAACCAGUAGCCAGCCCUUAGGUACAUCCCUGAGUUUCUAAAAAGUGGAGAAGUGCUUGAGAUCAAAGAAGGCUCAAAUGAAGCUUUUUCUUUAGGUUGCCACGUGGGUGGAUGAAACUCUUUGCUCAAUUGCUGGCAAACUGGAACAUCCCAUCCAAGGAUUUGCAGAAUUUUCUGGAGACAAAGUUGUAGCUGUUCACACUUGUUCCCUUUACACUUGUGCACAGAUGUUCUCAGGGGCACUUUACUGGUGGUAAGUGGUUUUUCCUUGCUGAUCAUUAAAUAAGAUAAAAAUGGGCUCAUCGAAUUUGAUUUAUGUAUUUCUACAGGGGUGUCCUUCCAUAUGAGCAAAGAAAGAAACUUCUGGAGAAAGCUAGAGCAAGAGCAAGAAGAAACCGAACCACGUUCACCAGCUGCAUAGUUCGAGGUGUUCAGGUUUGUAAUGUAAUGGUAUAUUUUGGGAGUAGACUUGAAAAAAAAAAACUCAAAAAUGAAAAUGUAUGAAAGAUUUCAGGUUUUGACUUCCAGUUAAAAAGCAAACAAAUAAACAAAGUAACAUUAGUGAGCCUUUAAAGUCAAUCAUAUUGUUACUAGCUAAUUUAUGUAAGAAAUUUUACCUUCUCCAUGCUUGUUAGCUUGAGCUUCCCCAAUUAAAACUUUCUUUUAGUUCAAAUGUUAGAUUGGUCGAUAAUGGUUAGAUUCAAGAUUGGCAUAUUAUGAAACAUGCUUCUCAUUGUGGUGUUGGUUCAAAUGUAAACAAGUCAACAUUGUUAUUAUUAACACCCUUGUACAGUAUUUCACCAUGGUGACAUCAUUUCAAAUGGAAAAUAAAGCAGUUAUUGUUAGUAAAUAAUUUUGUUCUAUUGUUUUUUUUAUGGGUAGGUAUGUUUGCGUAGCUGUCCUUUGUACCAUCCUGGUUCUAUUGGGUUUAACAUUUCAUCUGGUAUCCCUCGUAUGGGCCAGUUAUUGGAGUCGGCAUGGAACUUGGAUGAAAAGUGUCGGUUUAAAGUGCUGCCACUAGGAAAUGAGAAACCUUCCUGUAAUGCACCUGCAGUUAUUGAGGAACAAGAGGCUGAUGUUCCUGGCUCUCUUGGACUCAGUAAGUUCCUUUUUAUAUGGAUCACUACUUAUAGUUCUAAAUAAUUACUGGCCGUUGUCCAAAUUACGGACCGACUAAAAUGUUAUAUUCUUCAAAAGAAAUAACUAAAUUACCUCUCUUUCAGAGCGUAAAAAGGAUCCAUCUCUAGACUCCUCAGAGGAUAAAUCAAUUCAAGAUUGGGAUCUUAAGGAUGUUAUUUUUGUGGAAGAUAAACGAAACAUACCAGUAGGAAAAGUACUUAAAGUGAGUAAUUUUUAAAGCUUUAAAGAGAAGAUUUUAGUGGCAAGUUCAACUUGAGCCUGGUUCACACAUUGCUUUAUUGUGCAUAACACCCUUACAUGAAAACUAUCAAGCAUUUCGGCCUAGUAUCUGCAUCGGCUGUCCUUGCACAGUACCCCUAAAGUUCAAUUAUGUGCUAAAUAUUUCCAUUUUUACAGUUUUAAUUGAGGACACUGUAACACAAAUUGAUUUUAAGGGACAAAAUGCCAACACUGUAAGAGUACUGUAAACUAGGCUUUAGAUAGUAAAAGUGGCAUUUGAUCUUCCCCUCCUCUUGACAAAUGUUCAUGCAGUAUGCACUCUUCCUCUGUAUUUCUAGGUGGAUGGACCUUAUGCUGCUGUGAAAUUUCCACCCAAAGAUAGCAGUCUCCAGGGAGCAAUUCACACCAAAGAAGCUGUGAGCAAUGAAGAGUCCACAUCUCUUCUGCAAGAUGUACGCCUUCUGCGAAAGGAUGAACUGCAGGUCAGUCUCCUUUGUAGGGUAUACAACUGGUCACAUGUAGAAUAUGUUUACGAUUUGGAAGCUCUGAAUACAAAAAAAGGUGUUGGUGAUGAUUUUCUUUGCUGGUUAUGGUUUCUGGUGAUCAAUUUUGUUUUUCUUUGUAGCUGGUGAAGUCAUCUGCUGCCAACAAGAUUCCUGACUGUAUUCAACGUACACCAAAGCUCUUGUCUGUUCCACAAGGGACCAGGCCUAUAGCUGUUACUGUCAAUUGUAAAGGUAGGAUGAUUACAGUCUGAACUGCUGAAACCCCUUGAGUUUGAGUUGGGGAUGCAAGGCCUGCAUGCUUUCUAUUAUACUAAAGGUUUCGGAAAUUUCAAUCAAGAAAUGAAUAAUACACUUCAGUCUGCAUUGUCUGGUUCAACUGAAACUUAUACCAUUCAAUUUUAAAAAAAUAUCAUUUCCAGUACCACUUCGCAGAGAAGAAGUCAAAAUUUGGGGCUAAGCGUAAAUGGAACGCUUUAGUCUGGUUGAAAACUUUGCUUCAAUUAAACAAUGUUGUUCUAUUUUCUCUUGGUUAGUUCCACAAGUUUCUUACCUGUCUGUUUGGUAAAAUGGCAAUCACCCUAUGUGUUUUUCUUUGUUAUGUUAUUUAUUCAUCAAUUUAUAUAUUCCUUUAGUUUUGAACAUUUUUUAUGGUGUUUUGUCUAUGAUCCAUUAAUGAUAUUGAGCUGGUUAUUUUCCAAGUUAGUCUGAGGUAUCUAUUACGUCUUCUGUCUUACAGGAGUUCAUGUAGUACUGAAGACAUCAUCAGGUGUUCGUUACGCCCUUUAUAGUUUAGCAUCCUCCAAGCCAGAACCUGGAGGAACAAUGCCAAAAGACUGUGCUGCCUUUCUCAGCCAGCCGGGAGGCAAAGCUGAUAUCAAGCUUUAUCCAACUGGAGAUGUAAGCUACACAAUAAAGUACUUAAACAAAGUAACAAGAGCUUCUCAAAAGACUAUGCUAAAAUGGAGGGCAAAGUUUUUUUUAAUUGAUAGAGGCCAAACUAAGAUUACGUCAUCAUAGACAAAUGUAGUUAAAGAAAGAAAUUAGAAGACAAAUGCUGAGAAUCCAGCUACAUUGGCACUAACCCUUACAAUUUUGUACCAUUUCUAAGGACAUCUCUGCACAGUUACACCUCUUUUGUCUAGUACCAGGCCGUGGGUAUGGUCUUCCCUCAGUCAGCAUUAAAGAAUAUUAAUUAAGCAUUGAUAAUUUAGCCUUGUCCAUUUUCAGUCUGAAGCACCACUUGAGACCUGUUUGUCUUAAAACAGAAAAAAUCUUAUGACCAUUUUCUCGUUCUUAAGACAAUGCAAGGAGUAGUUUUCAGAGACUUUCGACAUUAAGUGACUUGAGAAGUACAGUCAUUAUUCUUCCAUUAUAUUUGCCAGGACUCAUUGAUUAUGAUGACUGACAUCAAUGGAGCACUGUUUCCUUUGUCAAAGAAUCCUGUUGGUACUGUUAAAGACCCAAUGUGGAUGGUAAGUCAACUAAUGUUUGCCCUUGAUUUGGUUGCUUUCAUGUUGCAAAUAUUGAUGUCAAGAUUUCGAUAUGUACCCCACGAUCAGAGUUUUCUUUUCAGCAAAUUUAAAAGCAUAUGAGGAGUCGUUCACAACACUGUCAUCUGUUCAGGUUGGCUUUUAACCUACAUGAAUGACAAUGCAGGGACGAUUUUUGACAUGCUUAUAAUCAUGCCAGAAAGAAACCUCUGCUCACAGGGUAAUUUUUUAUGUUAACUUUUAUCCAAAGUGGACUAUAUAAAAGUAGAAAUAUUGCUGAUGAUGACAGAGGCUAAAUGUCGUAAUACUAUUACUUUUAUCCGUGUGUGCCCUUGUUUGUUAAUAAUCUAUGCUAAUUCAUGACUGUGCUGUAGCAGAGCCCGAUGGCCCCUGGCGCCUAACUUUUGCCCUCGGGCAACUAGACAAAUCAUAUGCCGACAAAUCAUAUGCCGGGCACCCUAGAUUUAACAGGUUCAGAGUACUGGGCUGCUAUCAGUUCUCCUUAGAGCACAGCCUUAAUAAUUCAUGAUUUCUUACCAGGAUCUUGCUCCAUUACAAAGCCUUGGUGUAGGAGUCACCUCCUUGAGGCCAGGAACAGAAUGUAAAGCUAGAGCACUUGUGGUUGUUCUUGCAGUAGAAGUAAGUGACGCUUAGUUAUUGUGUACAAUGUGUUUUAACAUUUUACCUUAAUAGCUGUAGUUAAGCCUUCCUUAAACCAAUAUUAUUAUGGGUUCACAAGAUGCUGGGAGGGAAUGACUCCAUUUUACAUGUACUUUCUUGCUUGGUGCUGUUUUGAGAGUAAUUUCUCUGUUUUGAAGUAAUUUUAUUUGAGUUGUACUUCGUGUUUGUUAUUAAUGUGCAGAGGAUCCAUGAUAGCAAUAACAAUAAUAAUUUUUUGGUAGAAAACAAAAAAAGUGAUGAAACACUUUGUAGCUUUUGGCAAAUAGGUUUGGCUUUUUUCUUCAUCAUUAUUCAAUGUUAUUUUCUUCUAUACAGACACAGCAGCUGAUGUCUCAUGUUCUCAGGAGUGACUAUGAUGCUAUUAAACUCUUUCUGGACUCAGUGGAGGGAGAUCAUGGUAAAACAUUCUGAUAUACAAGAAAUUUUACAAGACAGGGCAUCUAUUUCUAUCUGGUGGCCCAUUACCCAUAAUAAGCCAUCCAAAUGAAAUUCUUUGUGUUUUAUUUUACUCUGGGAUACAAUUUAGCAAUGCAGAGUCAACAAGUUUAAUCAUAACCCUUUCAUUCUUAGCCUGUGAACGGCAGACAUUUCUCCUCGCUCAUCGACACUGAGGGACGUUUUGCGAGGAGGAAAUCAAUGUUUACAUAAUAAAUCCGGUAGUCAUGGGGUUCUAAAUGCAAAUUUGUUCAAUUUUGCGUUUCUCCUGGUCGAUCUUGGUAAAGCGUUGUGUUGAUCUGCGCAUGAGCUCCAGCAAAACUCAAAUGCUUCUUCUAGAGAAGACUAUAUUCCACAAAAUAAUAUUGACUGUUUUGUUGGAGAUUCAUCGCGUUUACAAUUGACCUUUGCGGCCUUUUGUCUGUCAUUCAUAAACAAUAGCUAGAACAAUGAAACUGCUCCGUCGACCAAUUAGCGCUUCUGACCGGAUUCCGGACAGAUUUUGCGUAAUCAGUAUGGAAUUUCUGUUGCUGAGUCGCAGACGUUCCUCCUCACGAAACGUCCCUCAGCGGCGAUGAGCGAGGAGAAAUGUCUGCCGUUCGCAGGCUAUUUCAUUCUUUUUUAUGAUGAUUUUUCCUUAUUUUAAACAAAAUGUAAUACAUCAUUACUGUCAAUAAUGCUUGUCAACUUGAUUCGCAUUUACCUUAACAGAAAAUAAACAGAGCAUCCUAGAAGCAGCGUUGCUUGAAAGAUGUGAUGGUAACAGGAACAUUGUUCAUGCAUGUGUGUCAAGGAGUUUGCCUUUGUCUGCUCAUGAGGCUGGUGAGAACACUGGUUCUUCCUCCAGUGGUGUGGCACUUGGUAAUAAACUGGAGUCCAUCAAAGGUGCUGUGGAUGCUCUUGCUGCAGCUGUAGCAGCAGCAGCCGCUGCAGUCCGUUCAAAUGGUAAGAAUUUGUGAGUUAUUGUACAGUAAGUUAUUAAAAGGAACAAUGUUCGAAGUGUUUUCCUUGAUUUAUUGAUUGAUAAAAUUAAUCUGUGAGCUAGAUUGUCAUUGUGUAAUGUAGGAAUUGAUAUUUAAUGACAAUGCAUAGUAAAGUAGUAAAUAUUGAUAAUUAUUAUCAGUUAUAAAAUAACUAAGAUAGUACACACGCUCUGAUUGGCCGAGAGGAGUAUUUGCAUGAGAGUAUGUAAACAUGGUUGUGGCAUCAAGAUGUUUUGCUUUUCGCGCGCUAAUCACGCAAGUACGAAUUUGAAAAAGUUUUCAAGUUAAAAACUCUGCAAGUUUACUUUAUUCACCUAUCCCUUCAUCGGCUGAAACGGGGCAAAUUGUUGCAAAGAAGGUGUGUCAAUUUUUUUUCACUUAAACUGACUCUUUAAGCGAGAAAAGUCCAUAUUUUGGAAAGCAUCUUUUUGCAAAACAAGAAUUUAUUACACGUGCAAGACUUUGUGGACAAGACUUUGCAACUGGUAAGAAUUUCCCUUUUAAUCAGUGCCAUAAUUGUGCAUUUUUUCAAGGGAAAAUUAUUUUAUAAAAGCAAUAGAAAACUCUUUUUCCUGUGUUUGCAUAGCCUGAUACAAACACUCAAGGCGUUGCGAGAAUUUUCGACAGUUAUGCAAACCCGAGACGAAGUCAAGGGUUUGCAUAACUGUCGAGAAUUCUCCCAACUCCUCUCAUGUUUAUAUCAGGCUAUACAAACACGGAAAAAAUUUUCUAUUGCUUAACUAACAUAGUCCUUUAAGAAGCCACAGGGUUUUGUAAGACAUUUUUACCUGUAUCCAAAAAUGCACAUAUCCUAGACCUUGGCUUCUUCAUAUCACCCACAAUUAUUUCCAUAUCAUUCCAUGUUUGACAGAAUUGCUUGUGUUCAGGUCAUGAGUCAAAGGGCAUGAAUCUUUCAGUGCAUUUCUGUACAUAACUUAGUUGUGUCAAACCACACCGAGGCAUUUUACUAGGCCGAACAUCUGGCAUUAUGUAGUUAACAAUUGGUCUCAGUUUGCCCUUACUGCAAUUUUCAAAAACACAAAUUUUUAAGUGUAAAAGCCAACUGAGGUUUGUGUUUUUAGUUGCCGUCAAUCAUCUUAGCAGACCUCUUAGGAACAGCAAUUUAUUUGAGUGGGUUCAAAAGGUCAUUGUUUGUGAUUGGUGGGUUUCGAUCCAUUUUUUGUGUUUUUGUGUUUCAAGGUGCGUUGCUAGAGACCAUAAUUAUGAUUGAUGGAAGCGUAAAAUGCAAUUCUAAGGGAAAGGGGUGGCUUUUGAACUUCAGAGUUCAGGUGUUUUUGAAAACCACAGUGAUGCCUUUCUGGACUGUAACUUGCACUCUGGAUAAAUUUUGUAAUGUACUUCAUUUGCUGUUCGCAAUCUGCACUUAUAUACUACUCAGUUGCAGCUUCUAGCCUGCACUCAUAUUGCAGGGUUCUCAAUAGAAGGCGGCACCCGGCGAUUGAUCGCCACUUACUUUGGGAUUUAUAGCCGCUUACUUUGUGUUUAAGUCGUUUUUCUUUGCUUUGUUUUGACACCUCUGGCUUUGCUGAAGAGCCUCCUACUUUAUCAGUGAUCACCUCCUACUUAAAAAUCUAUUGAGAACCCUAAUAUUGUUUACUUUAGAAUUUAGGUUGCAGUCUUCACUAUGUCCAGUAAAAAAUGUCACAGUUUGUAUUCUAUACUUAGCCUUAAUGCAAGUGCAAUUUGCAGGCUGAUUUUUUAUAUCCAGUCUAUAAACUUUCGACUGUUAUGCCUGCAUUAUGUACUCAGCAGUUCCAGAUUCUCAGAAAGAAAUAGUUACAGGACCUAAAAAUCUUUCUCAGAUGGUGUUUGGGUGGAGGCUGGGGGAGGUCUGCAUUAAAUUGGGAAACUAAUGUUCCAUGGUUGUUCUUUUACUUUCAGAUGGUGGUACUACAACUUCAGGUAAUAGCAGUACUGCUGGCUCUAUAAACAUUUCCAGCGGCAAUGGACGCAGUAGUGGUGGGGUAGCAGCAAGUAAUGGUGGCUCAGCAUCCAGAUUGGGUGUUCGGGAGAUGAUGCAGCGAGCAGUAACUGCUGCAAGGUCUGCAUCAUCUUCAUUGGCCGGACUUGAUGUUGAGGAGGAUGCUCCUAUACCCACCUUGCACUGGCCUCCUGAUGCGGGUACGGCUGCUGCUGCUGUGUAGUUAAAAUUCACCCUGCUACAACAACAACAACAGCUUUAUUUUAUUUCAAAGUCCUUGUUACAAAAUAAAGUAAAACACAACUGGCAAGUAGCAAAGGCUAUUCGAUGCAGGUUGUGUAAAAAUAAAAUAACAUAAAAAAUAAUAAUAAUUAGGUAGAUUCAUAAAAUAAAAUGUAAAGAAAAAAAGGUGAAGAAGAUUAAUUAGGUAAGACAAUAGAGCACAAUCAACGACACAAAAAAGGGCAAAAAUUAAGUAUGCAUGUUUAACAAGCAAAAUAAAAUACUAAGAGAAUGUCAGUUGUUGUAGAAUGGUGAGAGGUGCAAGAUAUUUGUCUUGGUCCUUAAGGAUCUGCAUAAGAGUCUUGUGCAAGUUCCGUAUUUAAGUUGUUUAAAACGUGUUGCUCUCCUUUUUAUCUCAUUACUGACAAAAAUUAGCAAAGUAAGAACUUAUCCGACAGUUCUGCAUUAUUAUAUUACUGCCAAUAACCUGGGGUUAGGGUUGGCCAAAAAAGAAUGAAUGAAAACAACAAUCAAAAGGAAUUGUGGAAACAGCAAAGAAAACAACAAUCGAAAUGAAUUGUUUUUAAUUGAAAUGAGUUUUUUCAAUUGAAAUGCAUUUUUGUUAAUGGAAAUGAACAGGAGCUUAUGAAAUGAAAUGACUUGUAAAUAGUGCUUUGAAAGAAUAUAUAUAUAUAUAUAUAUAUAUUUUUUCCUCUUCAACGAAAUUAAUUGUAAAUAGUUUUUAAUAGUUAGUUUUGUUAUCAAUAAAAGGGUAGUAUUAUUUUAGAUAUUAAAAUGGAACCGCAAAUUUGAUAUUCGAUAAGAAAUUGAGAACGUUAUCUUAUUUCCCUUUUUUAGUAGAAAACGUUUACCCUAGAAUAUAGUUUUUAAAUGAAAUUAAGUGCUUUUUAAUCAAAAGGAAUAAAUGGUGCUUUGACUUAAUAGUUUUUUUAAGCGAAAUCAUAAUAAAUGGGAUGUUAUAGUUAGCUUUGUUAUCAGUAAAAGAUUGUUAUUAUAAAAAUAAAAGUAAAAUAGACCCUUUAUUUUAAAAAAGGAAAACAAAAAGUAAAUCUUAAUGUUUGAAAUAUUGCUAUGGACAUAAGCUGCAGAAAGUGGAAGUCUCUUUGUAAAUCCUCAUUUUUUUACUUAAUAGAUGUACAGGAUGAAGAGACCAGCUCUCUGUCAGCUGCCUCAGCUUCAGCUGGUGCUGCUGGACCAUCAGCAGCUGCACCAUCCAUUACGGGUACUGCAGCAUCUGCUUCAGGGUCCAGCCAGCAAACAUCAGAAUCAUCUGGACAGCGAACCCAACAAAGCAAGGCUCUUAGCUGUCUGAAUCUGUUGUGUGAAAGCCCAGUGCUGGCUCCUUAUCUCCUCCAACUUUUAACAGCCAAGUAAGGAGUCAUUACUUUUAUCUAAUGGGUGUUUGAAACUGCCAAGAGUGUUGGUAUGAUCACUUGUGCAUGGGGAUAAACCAGAUCGUUUAUGACCCAGAGAGCCUGCAGAGUCUUUUUGGUGCAUUUUGGUUUGUUUUACACGGAAUAAGUCUCAUCCACUUCAUGAUUCUCUGACAUGUCGUAUUAUUCACUUUAAUGACACAUGACUUGUUGUUUGACUAUUCAGAUUGUAAAUAUCUGUUUCUUACUAAAGUGUGUUGUUGUUGUUGUUGUUUGCAGAGAUGCAGAUGGUUGUACACCAUUUAUGGCUGCAGUUCGUGGUCGUUCCUAUAAUGCUGGCCUCACUCUCUUUGCCACAGCCCAAUGCCUUGCGACUACCCAAGGAACUAGUCCUCAAAUAGAUAGGAAUAUCUUGAUGUCCAUGCUGUAUCCCAGUGAUAGCCAUCCUGAUGCAUCUCCUCUUCACAUGCUCUGCUGUAAUGACACUUGCUCCUUUACUUGGACUGGAACAGAACACAUCAAUCAGGAUAUUUUUGAAUGUCGCACAUGUGGUCUAGUUGGUUCUCUUUGCUGUUGUACAGAAUGUGCUCGAGUGUGCCACAGGGGGCAUGAUUGCAAGUAUGUCCUUUCUUUUAACAAAGAAAAACAGAUAACUCAUUUGUUUAUGCUGGCCAUUACUACGCUGUUGGCCCUUAUUGUUCAAAACAUGAAUUAUGCUAUCCUAGGAAUAAACUUGUAUGAAAAUCAACAGACAGUCUGGCCCCGGUUGUUCAAAAGUUGGAUAGCACAAUCCACCGGAUAAAUCGCUGUUCAGGGGGGAAGCAUUAGGGAAAUUAAUAGCACCAUCCACUGGAUAGAGAAUUAUCUGGUGGAUAGCACUAUCCAACUAACCCUUACCCAAACCUUAACUAAGGGAUGGGAAUAAGAGAUUAUUAGUUAAGAUAUUAAAGGUUUGUUUAUAGUGGGAAGUGCACUUACUGUAUCCAGCUAGUUUACAGGCACUCCACUUAAAUGACAAGAAACAAAUAAUACAAAUAGAAAAACCCCAACUGGUAGGAGGCAACCAGGUGGCUAUUUCAGUGAUUUUGUUACCUCUGCGUCCUGCGUCCCUGAUGCAUAAAAAUCCCCAAAGAUGCAAAAUAAUUCACCGCAUGCGUCCCAUUGGACGCAAACAUCGAUUGAUUGAUCUGAACAUGUUUUUGGUAGAAAUAUCCUGUUUGUUAAAUUUCUGUGGCAGUUAUUAUGGCUGUUGUUUAAUGAUGCAUAUUUCUUCUCGCCUUUGUUAUGCUUUAAAAUAGAAGGACUAUAUUUUAAUUUCAGUCUACCGCAAUGCAGAGUUUUCGAGUCUGUGUUCAGAUUAUAAAACUGUCUGGUCACAUAAAGGCCCAAGCAUUUUUAUUUUUUAAACCGGGACUCAUUGGUUCUGGACUGGGAAUCAUGAUUUUUCACAAGAUGACUCCCAGGACUCACCGUAACUAUUUGUAACAAAAUCACUGCUAUUUACAAGGGCAGACAAGGGUUUGAAGUGGGAACAACUGCAAGCAAAUCCUGCAAGUGGUAACAGCGGGACUUGAACCCGGGACUGCCAGUUUGUGAGUCCGAUGUCCUGAUAACUCGACCACGCUGUCCCCCCUUCUAACCCAUUUUCCUAGUCUGUUAAUCCAUUAAAAUGUAUCACACUUUGUAUUGAGGUUAAAGAGGACAGCACCUACCGCUUACUGUGACUGCUGGGAAAAAUGCAAGUGUCGUGCCUUGGUUCCAGGCUCCCAUGCUGCACGCAUACAACUGCUUAAAAAACUUGUGUCAGAGACAAACCUGGUUACAAGACCAAAUGGAAGGUAAAGGAAACUUAAUACUGUCACUGCUCCCCUAGCCUUCCUUCUUUUUACUUGUCUCGGACAGUCUUUGUUAUGACAUAUUGCAACAUUUGUAGUUGCUGUCGUUUUCUUACAAGCUGUUAAAAUGUAAAAUGUUAUGUGGUAGUUGCAAAUUGUCAGUGCCAUCCAGCUCUGACAGAUAUGCAGAAAAAUGGAAACUUCCCAGUAAAAAGAGGCGCCAAGUGCAUUCAAUUUAGUUACGGUUGAAAAAAUAGAAGUUAUGUGUGUUUUAAUAGACACUAAUAUCCGGCACAUUCAGUUCUGUGAACGUAUUUGUUAGUACAAACUGCUGUGAGAAGGCUUGCUUCUAGGGCUUAGAUAAAAACAUAUUUUUGCUAUAGAUAGUAUUUUUAAAAGUCCUUAUAACGAUUAAAGCUUUUACUUCACUUGCCUGUAAUGUUCUUAACAUUCAUCAACAAUAGUGUCAGUUUUAGAAAGGCAUUUGUUAUAUUUUACAGGGGGGAACAUUUAUUACUCUUCUUGGCUCAAACAGUAGCUCGUCAAACAGUAGAACAGAGGCAAUUCCGUCCCCACCGUACAGCUUCAGAUUCUCGUCCAAAAGCCAAGUCCAAGACACUGGGAGCAAGUGGGACUACCCCUCCCCUCCCUGAACAUGAUUUGGAUCCUCCAAGGUUUGCACGCAGGGCCCUGGAGUAUGUUCUACAAGACUGGAGAGCAGUUAGUGCAAUGAUGAGAGAUGGCUGCAGUGGUCCAUCUUCAGGAGAAAUAAGGUAUGACAUUUUAUUGUAAUGUGCCCUCACAGGAGCACAUUAGAAAGUGUAUGUUUUGAAACUAACUCAAAGUCUGCAGGUUUGCUCUCAAAUAAUCGCCCUUAUAGAUAAAGGUUAAAUCAUCACCCAGACAACAAACAGAUCACCAAAUUAAAAUUUGUAAAUCCAAGUUGGGUGCUUUUCUAGAUCAGCUGAAAGUAAUAUACGUGCUUUUGAUUUAAUAAUACCUUUAUAAGUUGAAAACAAAGGUGACGCUCGUAAAUUACUCUUGAGGACUUCUUAUUGAAGUGACUUCAUUGUAUGGUAGCAAAAGGUAGUUGAUAUGUGCCACUGUGCACUUGAAUAUUGAAUGAAGCAAUGAACAGUGAUUGAGUGGGUCAGUUAAUUGUUGAUUUUUUGAUAUCCUGUGAUCAGCAGCUUAUCAGAGUUGGCCGCAGCAGGCUCAAGCCGGGUGCUGUUGGAGCAUGUAGAUCGUUUGGCCAGCCAACCUGGUACUGUGCGAUUAGAUGCAUUCACUCAUUGUCUAGUGGCCAAGUGCGCACCUGAGGUAAUAUUUAUUAUUUUAUUAUAUUUCAUUAGAUUGGUCAGUUCUUGGCAGGGUCACUGCAAUAGCAUGAUACUAUUUACUGCAGGCCAGCAAUGAUCCAUCCCCCCUCGAGAGAGAAACCACCACAUUGGGAACUACGUCCCUUACUCUUUACGCGUGUAUGUUACAGGUCAAAUUUGAUUUCAUGUCAAAAUUUCUUAACCUAGGUUGAUGCUCAAUUUCCCUUGUCUCCUAACCCUGAUUAUGCGUGAAUUAGGGCUAAGAAACAAGAAAUUGAGAAUCAACCAGCGUUAAAAAAUCUUAACCUGAAUGUAAUUUUGACCUGUAACAUAUAAUUAUAAGGGAAAGACUUACAGGUAAAAUACCGUAAAAUUCCGAAAAUAAGCUCCUCCAUGUGUAAGCCCCUCCAAAUAUAAGCCCCCCAAACCAGUAACGCAAAUAACCCUCCCUUAAAUCGCCCCUCCAAAAAUAAGCCCUCGGGGGGCUUGUACGUGGAAAAUUGACCUCAAAUACAAAGUAAAACAAAGCAAAAACGGUAAUUUUACUUCCAACUAUAAGGCUAGCCCAAUCGAUUUUGAAACGCAAAUUUCCCUCCGUAGAUAAGUCCCUCCGAAUAUAAGCUCCUCCAACAAUAAGCCCCUGAAAAAGGACCUUUGAAAAAUAUAAGCCCCGUGGCUUAUUUUCGGAAUUUUACGGUAUGGAGUUGGUUUUCCAGGAUAAAUCUCGAUUUGUUUAAACAGCAGAGGCCGCGAGGAAUCGUUGGGUUAUGAUGACGUUUUAGCUCUAAACAAUGCCGAACGCCCGCAAGUAAGAAAUGGUUAGGGUGACGUAAACCAGAAAAUGGCCGAAAGGACCGCUUGGUUUCAGUUUGUGAUAUUAAUUGUACAGUCAUGCUUCGAUGCUAUUUUGCGUUACGUGUCUGUUCAGUGACAUUCUGUGAUGCAGCUGUUUUGAAAGUGUCAAAGCAAAACUGAAAUUUUCAUUUCUUUGUCUUAUUUUACUUUCUUAAACAAGAAUAAAAAACUCAACGUCCACGAAAGAGAAAAUCUCGUGUUUGAACGAAAUUAUGGAACGAAAGGCUGUAAGCUCGACACGAGUAUAUCAUUAAAAAAUCUUUGAUUGGAAAAUGAUUCAGAUUUUUCAGACACAAGUUUGGCUUUGGGGUCGUGAAUGUACGACUAUGUCCAGAAGCAAUUAAGCUAGCUUAUCAUUAAACGAUGGAAGAUUACUGUAUCCUUCGAAUAGAGGCUACAUUUUCGCAGUAUGGGGAAAGCGUUGCGUAGCAGUCCUUUUCGCGCGGCAGCUGGCACAGCGGUCCGUUUGCAAAAAAAAACCUUAAGAAUCUUUUGUUUUCAAAAAACGUUGUGAUUGGAUAAUCUUCUUCCAAGUGCCCCGGUUCAAGUAGUGGCACUGUUCUUUAGCUUAAUUAGUUGCAAUAUUAUGAAUUUCAAACCUAAAUUUCGAGUUGAUUAUCAAGCCUCUACUCGCCGGUCUACUAAAAUAGAAACAGCUCUAAAUUACGGGAAGUUGUUCUUUUCCCAAAACUUCAUACAAUCCUACUUCUAUAAUACGGAGUCGUGUCUAAUAGGCAGAUCUUAUCACCUAAUGCAGCCAGGCACUUGGUUCCAAGGUGCUGAAAGCCAACAGGGUUAUGUAUAUUUUGUAGAUACUUGAUCCUCUUCUGCUGACACUGGUGACAGCAAUAGAAAACUCAACUGAUCCUCAUAAAUCAGAGGAGAUGUACCUGGCUCGACGCUUCGUUCGGUCUGUUGCCAGAGUUUUUGUGGUGUUGGCUUCACAGAUGGCCCCACCCAAUGGGAAACGGAAAAUGUAAGUCACUGCCGGCAGUUGUAAAUAAAUCAUCAGCCUAACACAGACUAUAAAGUAGUAAAAUUGCUCUUGGAAUAGUAUCUCAGCUGUUCAACUUCCCACAUCAACUCAUGUUCUGGGUCGGCGGAACGUUUGGAAGUUUAAGGGUUCUAGUGUUAAGGAUAGUAUUGAAUUUUUGGAAUCCCAUGUAACCAAACCUUAUGAUUCAUGCAUGGCUCAGUCUAGUCUCCUUUCAGCUCUUGUGUGGAAUGUUCCGAUCAGAAAGAUCGUCACUUUAGGGCAUUUUACAAGUGAAAUUGUUGCAAUAAUCAUAACAAAUAAUAACUGCUGGAAUAACAAAGAUGGGACUAAUUUGUUCCUGACGUAUGGGUCAUGCUUUCGUGUGCUGUCUUUGAAUUCCAAUACCAGUUUUUUCGUUUGUUAAUAACUUGUUAAGUUAUUUGUUGUUUUUAUUCCAAACAGAGGUGCUGUUCAACCACUGAUGAAGUGCCGGCGUAUAUUUCAGUCUCUGUCUACUCUAGCUAUUCCAGAGCUUGUUCAAGUAGCUGAUGCAUUACUGGCCCCAGUACGCUUGGGAAUCUGUCUCCCAGCUCAGCCUUUCAGUCUUCUUUCUUCAACACUGGAUGCCACUCAAGCCAGUGAAGACUUGUUUACAGUGGAACCAUUGUCAAUGCACAGACCUUCCACGCCCUCUUCAGUUGAGGAGGUUUCCACGCAGGAACUGAGACCCAGUGUGCAGAGGGUGCGAAACCCAAGGCACAGCCGAAGAAGACCAGCGGUUACCCUCCCUCGAGCCACACAGGAGCAGAGUGGGGUGCCUGUGGAAGGAGCUCCAGUUGAGGGUGAAGAAGUUGAGGUAUUUAUAACUGUUGGCUCACAUUUUCUGUCUGCAGGAAAAGUCACAAAGUUGACUUGAACCAGGACCACAGGCGCGUACUUUAAAACGUUUACAACGUCCACCAUACAUAUUUAGCCUUGCCAUCAAGCUCAAAGGUGCUGUUUUCAUUUAAACUAAAGGUGCUUUGAGAGGACGUAACUCUGAAGUGGUUAAGUUUUUUCCUUGGUUCAAAUUUUUGUUUCCUUUAUUUUUCGGCAUGGUAAUUUAUGGUAAUGAGUUCAAACAAAGGAAAAUAAAAUCGAUGACCAGUGAUAUAACUGUAGCACAACACUGAACUCCCUGGUGUCAUUUGAAGGUUGUUGAAGGAGGAGAAAUGGAAUCUGAGAGUCACGGGGAGGAAGGAGGAGAUGAAGAAGUUGAGAGUGGACCAGCUGGUAAUGAAUCUGAUAUGGAUCUUGAUUUACUGGCUGAAAGUGAAAGCGACAGUGAAGAAAGUCAGGUCAGAACAACACUCUGUAGUGCUACUCUUCAUGUUUAAAGUGUUUAUGUUUUCAUUUAGUUUCUUAACAAAUAAAAGUUUGACAAAUGAAAUUAAAGAACAGGCAUCAUAUCUCUGUUUCGCUUAGUAGCUGUUUACCAAUCCAAAAUCUGCAUCCUUAAUGAGUUUUUGAUUGCAAUCUGCAGUGAUUAUGGGAUUCUUCGUUUGUCAUAGAUUUUGUUUUCUGUCAACUCUUUCGAGUAAACUCUUGUGAUUUUAUCUGGAAAUAGAUGUAAGAAGCUUGCACUGUCAUGACAUGCAUGACUACAAAUUAAUUGUCCUGUUUUCAGGUUGGCGAGGCCCAUAUAGUUGAAAAUGUACGUCGUAAUCGUGUACCUGGCUCACUGAUUGGCUCAGAUGGGAGUGCCGCCAGCAUGCAUGGUGAACACGUGGAGUUAUACUCUGAAGAAGAUUCAUCAACUGGGGAAGAAGAGGAGGAGGAGGAGGAUGAGGAAGACGAAGAGGUGAUGGAACAUGGCGCCGAGCAUGAUGCAUCCCAGCCAACAGCGGAGAGUUUAGAUAACAGACCUCCAACAGCAGGUAUGCGAUUCAGUUACGGGAUGAUCUAAGUUAUUUCACAGCAUCAUAUAUCACAGAUGAAAUCUUACCUGUUUACUUCGUUUUAGGUGCUGAUCGGAAUUCCACUCCUCAUGCAAUGCAGUGGGCCAUCCGUGCAAACACACAGUCACGACCAUCAGCUCCCCAAACAACAGGAGGAGGCGGCGGCGGAUCAGGCUUCAUCUAUGUUGACUCAGCAUCGCUUAGACGAGGUGGCAGUAAUGCAGCAGCUGCGGCUAGCACUGGAACGAGUGACUUGGGACCUGGGACCAGCGGUCCUCAUAGUAUGAGUAGCUCUGCUAGUGCACUGGCACGAGCUUUUGGAAUUGUUGUUAGGGAGGUGGGUUCUACUAUUAUUUGUGAUUGCAUCAGAGAGAAGAACCGUUAACGAGGGCUACUAACCAUGCAGCUUAUUCCUAUUUUAGUACAAAUGUAAAUGGUUUGGUCGUCUAGUUUAACUGGAUCAUGAGGGACGUCUCCUGGACGAUCAACCUACUUAUGAAAUGGAAAGACUGUUGGUGACAUUGUAGACCACAGUUAUGAUAUGAUGUUGUGCAAUUUAAUGGCUAGGAUCGAUUUUUACUGUUUUAUUUGUCACUCUACUUCCUUCCUGUGCAGAUUAUUUCAAUGUCAUUUGUCUGUUUUCUCUCUCAGCAUAAGCUCUAUUUAGGGCCGUGACAAUCCACUUGUUUUGAAGUUAUCAUAGGUGGAAAUACUUACUUACCAUCUGUGUUGUUUUGCAGGUGACAGAUCUUCUAAAUAGUGCCUAUAAUCCAUCAGUCCUUCCAGCUGAUUGUCUCUCCCCCAGUCCUCUAUCAUUAUCCGAGAUAAGCACAUUAAUAGAUCAACAACUGCAGGCUUCUUGGAACUGGUUAGCUAUAGUAUUGGAUUGUACUGAGGCACAACUGCGAUUUGGCUCUUCAUUGUCUGCGGCUACAACUGAUUCUUCUCAGCCUUCUCACACAAAUCCCAAGCCCAGUAAAGACAGGCGAAACCGAGAAGAUACCUCAAAUAUGAGAGCUUUAGAAAACAAAAGAAAAAGAUCUGCUGUUAGAAGGUAAGGAGGCAAGGAUAAGAUAUAGGUUUUAAAUUUCUAGAUCUUUUCAAAAUUACGACACAAAUAUGUAAGGUAAAAUAUAUUUCUCAAAAUUUUUAUGAAUUAAGAAAUAAGAGAUUAAUAUGACCUCAUGCCAAAUAAAUAGGUAUUAACCCUUUUGCAGCUUCGUAUCACACAGGCAACGUUUUUAUAACGAAGGCAAUAAGAUGUUUGUGAUGUUUCUUUACAACAGACGACAUGGUGGUACUGGUGGUGGUAGCCUUGAUACCGGUCGACAGGAUUUCCUGGUGUAUGUACUUUCCCUUUUGAGAGGUCAUUCUAAUGAACAUGGAGCCUCCUUACCUCAAAUGGAUGUCUCGUCAUUGCCACAUGUGGCGUAUGUUUUAGACGCUCUAGUAUACUACGUAAGAAAUAACCCUAACGCCAGCACGCAAGUUAAACAAUCAAGUGUUGAGAAGACUGCGGCAGCUGCAGCAGCUGAUGCAGUGACUGAAGAUGAAGGAGGUGAUGAUGUUGAUGAUGAAGAUAGUGCUAGUUUUAAAAGAGAUGCAGAGGAAUAUGAUGAUGAUACUGAUCAUGUUGAAGAUGAACCCAUGCCUACACCUAACACACCAGGACAUUUACACAGGUACCAGGAACGCAAGGCAAACAGUAUUUAACUGCUCUUUAUUCAGCAAACACCCUCUAUUAAGCCGCCAUAGUCCCGUUAUUCUCGUCCAUGCAAAUUAAUGCUGUCUGCAUUUAGCGGUCAGUUAGCAACUCAACAACAUUUUUCCAUUGUCUGCACUCUUAUCAACGAUAGAAAUGACGUCAAAACGUUCAAAACUCUGGUGGAAUGGUUUCGCUAAAAAGUUUUGAACAUUUUGAAGUCGUUUGUAUGGCAGGUAAGGGCGUAGGCCAUGGAAUAUUAUUGUAGAUUCGUGAAGUAGACGGUGGAAAAUUGUUGUCUUUGUGUUAAUUAGAGGUCGCGGCCACGUUCUAGAAGUCUUAGAAGUCUUUCUUUGUUAUCUUAAAUGCACAAGGGCUACAUUUUAGCGGGAACAAAAAGCCAGAUGUCAUUGUAAAGAAGGCAGUGUUUUAUUGCAUUAUAAGGGCGAAAACGUCAGUCCCAUGUGACCGAGUAGCUUGCAAACGCAGACGUAUUUCCUACUGUCGCUCGGAGAAUAAGCGACCUCCAGAAAUACGUCUCUGUUUACAUUCAAGCGCCUGAGCACCAAAUGAUUUGGAUCACUUUCGUUACUUCCUUCCACCAAUUACAGCAAAUGAAAAUAACGUGAGUAAAAUGGCUUUUAUACUUGUCUGCAGCUUCUUUGUGCGAACUGACUCCACCACGGUACUAGGGUGUACCCCACCAGACCCCUACCAGGCCCCUGUAGAGGAAGCUCUGCCACUCGCCUGUCAGCCUCACCUGCUUCAUCCCGGAGCACGCAGGGAGCACAUGUUUGGUACUGUUCAUGAACACUUUUCUGGUACUGGAGCUGCGGCUCAAGUCAACAGCAUGGCUUUGAGUUCAUCUGCUGCAAGACAAGUCAAGUCUAACUCUGAAGUAGGACAACAAAGCGCCUUUUCAAACCAAACCAAUGCCGGUGAGAAAGUACAAGGAAUAACGCCUCACCAACAAAACCAUAAUUCUCAUCAUGUUUAUAGUAUCUUUCGUUGUAUUAUUUUUUCCUUUUUUUAUCUUUUAUAUAUGUAUAUCUACUUAGUCUUUAAGUGUGAUUUUGUUUAGUAACUAGUUUAACAUGUUUCUAUAGCAGCGAACCAAAACACAUACAUUAUCCUUUCCUCGUGAUCCGACAAGAUCUUACAUAUACUACUGGAGCUAUACCAGCAUGGAUGAAACAGCUGUCCAUGGCAUGUUUCUGCAUCCCACCUUCAUCCUUAUUGCUUCGCCGUUGUUUAAAUAAAUGUGAAUAUAUUUUACCACCGUUAACAGAAGAUAUCCUAUCCUUUUUAUCUUUCAUUGUAGCCGCCACCAACAGCUCCUCAGAUGAUCCUGUAACGUUAUCUGCUGCUGAAUCCACAUCUAGAUCAAUAAUGCCCGUUAUAUGUAACGGAACUUCUGCAAACUCGCUGUUAGGCCGGUGGCGUCUUUGUGUUGAGAUGUUUGGUCAAGCUUUCCUUGAAGAUGUUGGCAGUGAACCAUGCUCUGUAUUGAAUGAGUUAGGAAGGUUUGAUGUAAAAGAAACCAAGUUCCGAAGAGAGAUGGAGCGUCUGAGAAACUCCACCCAAAGAGAUCUGACAUUAGAGGUUAUUUUUCCUUCCCCUGGUGGAUUUAUCUCUUUUUCUGAACAUCAGAAUAAACCAGUCUUUCAUUACUAACUUUAUGUUUUUGUUUUGUCCCAGGUUGAGCGCGACCGUUUAACAUUAAUUCAACAAACUAUUCGGCAGCUUAACACCCAGUUUGGUCGUCGUGGCCCUAGAUCUCGCCCCAUGACUAUUCAUCGUGUCAAAGUCACGUUCAAGGAUGAACCGGGCGAGGGGACUGGGGUGGCGAGGAGCUUUUACACAGCAGUUGGAGAGGCAUUUUUAUCUGGAGAAAAACUUCCUUCACUCGACACAAGCACAAGUAAGUCAUAUCGUACUUUGCAUCGUGAUUCUCACUUGUUAGAGUUCUUUUUCUUGCUCUUUUCUGUUCCACCAUGUUAACGCAGAAACUCGCAAAGUUCUUCAGUAAACGCAAGUCGAAAAAUAUUCACUCUUACAGACGAAGAUUACCUAAUUUGGGGAUGCGUUUACGUUUACGUUUGGCCAUUUGAUCAAUCAGAAGCGAGCAUUCAGUCUAGGGCAAAACAUUCGUAGACAGAUGUAGUGUUAAUUGCUCUUUUCAAUCUUGUAAUGUGUUUCCUUUUUGUUUGCGCACGGCUCCAACUUCCCAAAAUAUCAUGUGUGUGUUAUUUUAAUAGGCAUAGUCCAGCGAAUUCGUCGUGCUACGAGUUACCGUUACAAGCGUGAUCGUGAAGGGAGAAGACAGCUGUCAGCUGACGCACGGCCAUUUCACUUCAGUGGCAGCAGCAGCAGUGCUGAUGUUGAUGAUGGUGACUCGUUACCUUAUCACCGACAGUCGUUAGGAGAGAGACUUUAUCCACGUGUUCAUUCCUUACAGCCUGUGAGUACACACCCUCUAUCGAUGGUCAUCAUAUUGAAUGUUGAGAAUGGGGACUGAUUUACAAAGGGGAACCAGAAACUCCGAUUUCCUUUUGGAAAGCUUCAGAAGUUUUAUUCUCUCAUUAGUCUCCUAAGUAGAGGUUCCUUCUCUCACGUGGACAUAUAUACUGGCUGGUUGGUCUUAAUGAUACACACCCUCGUUGUUUGUUUUGUCAUGUAGUAACCAUUGUAACACUAGAGGAAGACGUAAGUUUUUUAGGCGUUCAUUCGUAAUUCUUGCUGUUAGAUGAAACGUAUAAUUCUCAUCUAAUUUGAACGUCACAACGUACGAACAAUGAGCCAAAGAGAGAAUUAAAACAUACCAAAUGCACCUACCCUUUCAGUCUUGGUCAGAAUAUUUUGCUGUUUUUUUCAUGUGACCCCAGUCCCUUGCAAGCAAGAUCACUGGCAUGCUGUUAGAACUCUCCCCUGCCCAGUUACUGUUACUGUUAGCAAGUGAAGACACCUUGAGGCAAAGAGUAGAAGAAGCUGUAGAACUUCUUCUUGUGUCUGGCAAGUAAGUGUUAUAUUCAAUUCUCUUAUCUUAAUUAGUAAUAAGCACUAAUUCCUCACUGUGAUUAGCGAACUGAGCUCAGUUGUUGCGCCAGUGCAGAAGUGAGUUGAGUGACGCGUGUUACAUAUAAACCUAGUAAAUGGCCAUGCGCGGUGGCUCAAAAGGAAGAAGUGCCCAACUGGUGUUUGUGAAGUCAUAGGUUCGAUUCCUGUUUGGAGCACCAAUAUCCUUCUCGUAAACAGCUGUUGUGGUACUGCAAUAGAAUAUUGACAACUUUGCUUCAUACUUAUUAGAUUAACUAGACUCAGCUAUGAUCACUUUGACGGACAUUGUACCCACAGACUCUAAACAGCCCUUACUCUUGACAUGGGGAUUACAACUAGGAACUUAGUUUGCUAAGAUAUUAAUUUUCCUCUCAGAAAACAUAACAGUGAAGGCGAGGAUGACACAUCCAGCUCUGUGGUGGACCUUGAUGAUCCUGAGGAUGAUAGCUCUCCGUUAUUUUAUCAACCGGGUAAAACUGGUUUCUACUCUCCACUCCCUGGCAAGUGUACAGAGGAGAGACUUAACUGCUUCAGAAAUGUCGGCAGGUAAGUGGAUGCUCAUCCUGUUGGAUGGGGCCUCAGUUGCUCAAAGGUUGAAUAGCCAGGCGCACCCAACGUCAAUUUUCGGAAAAUAUCUGUUCGGAAGACGAUUUGAGAUCUAGAAUUUUCGGAACAUUUGUUGUCAAAUUUCUUGCUUGCCUGCCUCUCCUAGGAUUUUUGAGCAUCUGAAAAAUGGUAUAAUUGCCCAUUUUUAACGGAUUUUUACCCUAAAAAGGUCACCUAGAAUUUUCGGGAGCCUUUUUUCUGGCUGAAAUUUUCGAUCAGAUCUCUAUAAUUUUCGAAUCACUAGACUUUCAGCUAGGAAAUCUGAACAGAUGAAAAAUUUUGGGGGGAUGAAAAUAUACCUAUAUCUACUGAUUAAAUACUAAAAUACGUUUAACAAUGCUGUGUUUAAGUGGUUUUGAACUAUAUUCUCGUUGGCUGCCCCUGAAUAGCGUUAUCCACCGUAUAACGGUUACGGAAACCAACUGCGUUAACCGCAAGUUAGAGAUCUCUCCACUGGAUAAAUCUCUAUCUAGUGAAUAACUCAAUUGGUUUCCCUGGUACUUAUUCACUAUAGUAGAGAUUUAACCAGUGCAUAGCACUAGCUACCUUUUGAACUGCUAGGGCUAGGUUUAACCUAGUAAAACAACUUUCUAUUUCAAGAGCUGAAGCCAUUUAUAGAUUAUUUGUUUCUAAGAUGUGUUAAUGAAUACUUUUAGUUUGACUUUCUGAAUAAAGAUUCACGAUUCCCUGUCUUUCCUGAUGAUAUUGAUAGCGGGUGAAUAACUCUUAUUCGCACCUUUUAUGUUAACAACGAGGCGUGGAUCGCUUAUUUUGUUCAUUUAUUUUCAGGAUCAUGGGAUUAUGUCUUUUACAAAAUGAACUAUGCCCAAUCAACCUCAACAGACAUGUCAUCAAACACAUCCUUUCCAGACGGGUAUGUAACGUGUCAUACCAAAUCCCUAGCUGUAUAGACUAAGUUGUUGUUGUUGAUGAUGAUGAUGAUGAUGAUGAUUAUGUACUCACUGUUUGUCUUUUCUUUGGCCAAGGGCCAACAGUUAAUGUUAGAAAUCAGCGCAACUUACAGAUAAGCUAGGUAUCUGCUAACAGUUUACUGACUAAUCUGUAGAUUGUGCGCGAAAUGCAUGGUUUCCAAGAGCAGUGCCAAACUGUGUUCCACGCGAUCAUCCUCGAUUAUAUGAGAUACCGCAAAAAAACUCAUCCAAUAAUUCACUUAUAUUUGAGCUCCUCAAUGUUUCUUAGAUCGGUUGGCACGAUCUGGCCUUUUUUGACCCUAUGCUGUAUGAAAGCCUACGAAAGCUGAUUAUGGAAGCGUCAUCUCCAAAUGCUGUAGACACAUUCAAGAGCCUCGACCUAACAUUUAGUGUGCAGAUGACAGCUGAAGAAGGCGAUGGUCAAGUAGAGUUGGUAAAAGGCGGGAAAAACAUUGCGGUAUGUCCGUCCAAUGUCCAUGACUAUGUGCGCCUUUAUGCUGAGCAGAGGAUGCUGGGAAGCAACGCAAAAGUUCUUCAGGUAGGAAACUGGAUCACCCACUUUAUCCUCCAGCCUUGACCCUUGUUGCGGUUCAUUGCACCUCUUUAAUCUAUUAUAACUACCAGUUUAUCUACUAAUGGAAAAGAAUAAUAAAAAAGCAGAACAACGACCAGCUUUAUUUUCAUCUUAGAGUACACUGACAUCCCCAAUAAAAGCGAACGCUUGCACUGUCGUAAAACUACAUGGAAAAGAGAAGUGUUAAUGUUGUGGUUGAAUUUUAUGCUUGAUUCAAGUUUAAUUUUCCUAAUUUUUUCGGUAUAGUAAUUUGUGAUAACUAUAGAGCUUGAAACAUAAAACAGGAAGAUUUGAACCAAGGAAAGAUUCAACAGAAACACAAAUAGUAGCAAAUUGUCUUUUUGCCUUCAUGCGUUUUACUUAAGGAAAAGUGGAAAGUGUGUAAUUUGGGAAUGGAAGGUGCUACAGCUCUGUUGUGAGAUAGCGCUGAACUCAGGUGUGUUGUUUUGCAGGCUCUUCGCAGUGGUGUGUUGGAUGUGGUGCCUUUAUCAGCAUUUGACAAUCUAACAGCUGAAGAUUUUCGCCUUCUUUUGAAUGGAUGCGGUGAAGUCAACGUACAACAGCUGACGAGUUACACUUCAUUUAAUGACGAAACAGGAGGUUUGUUACACGUCUACACGCAAAGCCCUUUGUUCUGUUGAUAUGUUUCGAAAUAUUGAAUUCACUUCCUUGUACCCCUGCUUUAAUUUAAAAUGAAAUCGAUGCAUUAUAUUUGCUGUUUCUUUCUUUUCAUAGGGGCUGGAGCUGAAAAGCUGCUCAAAUUUAAGAAGUGGUUCUGGUCAAUAGUUGAGAAAAUGACCAGUGCUGAUAGACAGGACUUGGUAAGCACCACAUCUCUGUUGAAGCAGUUUAAUGCUAUCUUUAAUCAUAAUUAGAAUGGUCUAACAGUUGAUUUGUUUCAUGUACUAUUGAAUCAUCUGAGACGUUAAUAGUAGCCUUCACUAAGAAAUGCAGAGAUAGAUGUAGUGAAGUGACCGCAUAUUGUUAAGUUAAGCUUUGAACUGCAUUGUUUAAAAUCUCAAAAUCUUCGCUAUUACCACAAAAAGUAAAUAUGCAAGUUUAGUUCUUUUCCAGGACCGUAGUCGUAAUUUACAUAGAAAGCCACUGAGUGACUGACAGUUUGUGUUACUGUACCUUAUUUUUAAUGUUCCUUUCUUUCUUUGAAGGUGUACUUUUGGACCUCAAGCCCGGCGUUGCCUGCAAGCGAGGAGGGGUUUCAGCCUAAACCUUCAGUGACAGUCAAACCAGCCCAUGAUCAUCAGUUACCUACAGCAAACACAUGUAUUUCUCGACUCUACAUUCCACUGUAUUCUUCUCGUGCCAUUCUCAAAAGCAAACUACUAUUGGCCAUCAAGACUAAAACCUUUGGAUUCGUUUAGAAGUAUAUAAAGAGAGAUAGUGCUGAUAUUCUUAACUAUGCAGACGAAUUCAAGCUUUUUGAUCAUUUAUUAGGACAUGUCUCUGCUUUUAUAUAUCGUGAUCUGCGCAAUUUUUGUUUUGUAAAUUAAGGCUACUAUGCCGUGCGUGUAGUUGUUGGGUAGUAUUAUUUUGAACCAAACUCCUUAUUACUUUUGUAAAGCUUAAUAGCAAUUCGUUUGAUUGCUGAUCAGCUGUAGAGUAUCAGAUUCCGGGUAUGACAAUUCACGCGCUCUACGUCUGAAAGCCAUUUACCUCAUAUUGUCGCGGAAACCUGAAAGUCUUGUCCAUGUGGCAAGUAAUAAUAUCGACUACAACAAAACAACAAGAACUUUUUAUCCACAAAAUCAUGUAUUUCGUACUGAACCGCAAAAUAUGUGUAUCUGCAGAUAUUGCAAGAAAAAAAGUGUAUAGAGAGGGGGAACUUUCAAAUUCAAUGUUUAGACUGCAGCUGUAUAUGCGUGAUUAAUCAGUUAUUUCAAUAUUGUAUAAAUGGCAGGGAGUGUCAACAUGGUCAUCCUUAAGCAAGAAAAAAUCUAAGAGUUGUCGAUGAAUUGCUGUUUUUAGUUUAUAUUUGCGUAAUAAAUUAAACGAUGAAAGUUUCACUUUUUGGUGUCAGUAC